Molecule: messenger RNA, 1772 nt
Organism: Capsicum annuum
Lineage: Eukaryota; Viridiplantae; Streptophyta; Magnoliopsida; Solanales; Solanaceae
Exons: 2
Coding region: 453-776 (107 amino acids)
Source: RefSeq, a predicted model, not a curated record
UGUGUAGAAAAGUUAGAACCAACUUUGGAAAAUUUUCUUGAUGAUCUUUACUAUGUGUGAACUAAUGUAUAUACAUACAUGUAUCUUAUGCAAGAAGCUAAAUAAUAAAAGCACAUGUAUCUUGCGCAAGAAGCUAAAUAAUAAAAACAACAAAAGAAAUAUCUAAACACUUGUAUCUUUUCUUAACACUUUUUCUUUAUUCUCAACAUCCCCUCAAGAUGGAGGGGAUCGAAGUGAGUCCCAUCUUGGCAAGAAAACGGUGGUGCGAUGGUCCAGAAAGGGAUUUUGUGAAUAUGUCGGCAAUUUGAUCCUUUGAAGGGAGAUAGUGAAGAGAAAUGAGCCCAGAAAGAAAUUGUUGCCGGAAGAAAUGACAAUCUAGCUCCACAUGUUUUGUGCAUUUGUGGAAUAUGGUAUUUCUAGCGAUAUGAAUCGCUGCUUGACUGUCGGAACGAAUGGGCAUUGGCAAAGCCGAUGGAACUGAUAGAUCAAACAAUAAGCGAGUUAACCAAGUGAGCUCCGCAACUAAUCGUCUCAUCGAUCGAUAUUCCACUUUAGCGAAUGAAAGAGAUACAGAUGCUUGCUUGUUGGACUUCCAAGAGAUGGGAGAACCUCCCAUGGAGAUGAAAAACCCACUGAUCGAUCAACGAGAAUUUGGGCAAGACGCCCAAUCCGCAUCGCAAAAUGCAUUGAGGGAGAAAGAUGGAGAGGCAGAUAAGAAGAUCCCUCGACAAGAAUGUCCUUUCAGAAAGUUUACAAGAAGGAUCCAUCGGAGAUGAUACAAGAUGCAAAUGAGAAAUGUCAAACUCUUGAAGUAAAUCAAAGGUAUAUUUCCUUUGACAGAUGAUAAUUCCAUGAUCUUCACUUAAAAUUUCCAUUCCCAGAAAGUAAUGUAGAAGUCCUAGGUCUUUGAUUUUGAAUUCAGAAUGAAGAAACUAUUUUAGACACUCGAUCUCUUUGGUGUCACCACCUGUAAUGAGGAUAUCAUCAACGUAUACAGCCACUAUAGAUAUCAAAGAACCAGUCUUUUUGAAAAAAGGGAAUAGUCAUUGAGAGAAGCACUAUAACCUUUGAAAUUAAGAGCACCUGCAAGUUUGGCAUACCAUUGCCUAGAAGCUUGUCUCAAACCAUAAAGCGACUUAUUGAGUUUGCACAUCAAAUUAGGAUCAGGAGAAGACAAACCAGGUGGAAACUUCAUAUACACUUCUUCUUUCAAAUCUCCUAGCAAGAAAGAAUUUUUAACAUCAAAUUGAGAAAUAUCCCAAUGCCUUUUAGCAUCCACAGAUAAAAUUCAUCGGAUUGUAGUCAUUUUGACUACGGGGGAGAAGGUUUCAUUGAAAUCUACCCCUUCUUUUUGGAUGUCCUCCCUUAUGACCAGCCUAGCUUUUAGCCUCUCAAGUGAUCCAUCUGCAUGAUGUUUUACCUUGUAAACCCAUUUGCAAGGUAAAGCCUUUCUUCCCGGUGAAAGUGGAACCACAUCCCAAGUGUGGUUGGACUGUAAAGCUGCUAGUUCAUCAUCCAAAGAACUGUACCAAUCUGGAUUAGUAGAUGCCUGGUGAUAACGAGUUGGUUCUUUGAUUGUAGACACUGAUUCAAGAAUGAGUUGAUUUGAUAAAGAGAGUCCAGCAAAAUAAAUAGAAUUAGGUGCAACAGAAGAUGCAAAAAAAGACUCAGUGACUGGGCUAAAAAUAUAUUGUUAUAGAAAUAAUCUUGUAAAUGCACUAGACGUACACCUUUAUUAGUUCUGUCUGAUCUCCUAACAAGUGGUGUACUGA